AUGUAAACGAUGGAUUCCUUCAACUGCUUCUCGCAUCAUCACCCCUGCUAAGAAUCUUCCUUGAAACUACGCAAUGUCCACGAAGUCCAUUCCUGUUUUAACGCUCGAUGGUGCUCGCACAGCACUGGCUGCCGCCGAACAGCGCGCCAAAGAAAUAGGCGUCCCUAUGAACAUCGCCAUCGUCGAUUCUUCGUGCCAUCUUCUGGCCUUUGCGCGCAUGGAGGGAGCGAAAAUCACGUCCAUCGACAUCGCCAUCGACAAAGCCUUCACCGCAGCAGGGCAUCGCGCGCCGACGUCAAUUUACAAGGAGAACGUAUGGCCUGGCGGUCCGGCAUUUGGUAUAUGGAAUAGCAAUGGGGGAAGGUUUAUGACAAUUGCAGGAGGUGUACCCAUAAAGCAAGACGGCGUGGUAGUCGGUGCUGUUGGUUGUAGCACAGGAACUCCGGCACAGGACGAAGAUGUUGCGAAGAAAGGUGUCGAGGCUGUGGAACGAGGCUUCAAGCCAAAAGCGAAGCUAUAGAAGCAACUCAAGAAGUACAGCCCCCCCUUUUGAGAAAGGAAUCUAUUGGUUUCAUAGGACGGACUCGUUGCGGGCAUGGAAAUCGUUCCGCAUCGACUCAGAGUCAGCACUGUAGGUCCUUAUCUGUAGACUAAUCAUACCAUUUUCUCCUCA
Westerdykella ornata is the source of this 673-nucleotide messenger RNA. RefSeq names its product DUF336-domain-containing protein. The record is from RefSeq and is a predicted model, not a curated record. Lineage: Eukaryota; Fungi; Ascomycota; Dothideomycetes; Pleosporales; Sporormiaceae. The transcript has a single exon. Bases 74 to 520 code for a protein of 148 amino acids.